AUGGAUAUUAACUCAACCCUAAUUCUCUCCACACUCCUCUUCACAUCCGUACUUUUCAGUCUUCCUAUAUUGACAACGUCCGACGGCGAUUGCCCUUAUCCUUGUUAUCCUCCUCCCGGCGGGGCUGGUACCCCUACUGUCACAACAGCACCGCCUCCGCCAUCUCAGUCAGCAGGAUCAUAUUCACCUCCAGUAUACCCUACUCCAACUGGAAAUUUACCAUACAAUUCUCCACCACCUUUUGGUAACAACUUUAAUGGUCCUCCACCUCCUGACGCUAUCUUGCCUUAUUUUCCAUACUACUACAGAAGGCCUCUUCACCAAAAUGAUGUCUCUUCGGCAACCAGUCUUCCAAGGUCAACUCUUACGAUGACCGCAUCUAAUAUUCUUGCUUCUGCUUUUCUGUAUCUUGUUUUCGGUUGUUAA
Messenger RNA from Dovyalis caffra, 426 nucleotides. Lineage: Eukaryota; Viridiplantae; Streptophyta; Magnoliopsida; Malpighiales; Salicaceae. The record is from the annotation of a GenBank genome assembly.